AUGACCGAUGCACAAAGAAUGACACUUAAAGAAUCACACAGGAAAGACAAGAAGGCUAUUUUCUUAACUUUUCAAGGUAUUGAUGAAUCGACCUUUGAAAAAAUAUUAUAUGUGAAGUCUUCCAAAGCAGCAUGGGAGAUUUUGCAGAAGUCCUGCCAAGGAGCCGACAAAGCCAAAAAUGUGUGUCUCCAAUCACUCAAAGCUGAGUUUGAAAACCUAAAGAUGCAAAGUGGAGAGCCAAUUACAGAUUAUGUCUCACGAGUGCAAAAGGUGGACAUAAAAAUGAAAAGGAAUGGAGAAACUUUGGAUGAAGUUAGAAUAAUGGAAAAAGUGUUAAGAUCGUUGGCAAGGAAGUUCGAUUAUAUCGUCACCGCUAUUGAAGAAGCAAAAAACAUGUCAGCCAUGUCUAUCGAUGAACUUAUGGGUUCCCUUCAAGCUUACGAGCAAAGAAUGAAUCUAAAUGAAGGUUCUAGCAAUUUGGAGCAAGCUUUGCAAAGCAAGUUAUCAUUUGAUGAAAAUCAAGCUAGCAGCAGCUUUGGAGGUGGCAGAGGAAAUCAUGGUGGAUACAGACGUAGCUACAACACUUGA
Molecule: messenger RNA, 588 nt
Organism: Gastrolobium bilobum
Lineage: Eukaryota; Viridiplantae; Streptophyta; Magnoliopsida; Fabales; Fabaceae
Exons: 1
Coding region: 1-588 (195 amino acids)
Source: RefSeq, a predicted model, not a curated record